ACGCCCUUGACUGGCUGCGGCAGCUCAAGUGGGCUGGGUCUGUGGUGCUGGGGCUUUCCAUGUAUUUUUCAUUGACGAGAGAAUAUACUCAAACUCCAAGAUACUUUGCGUACGUUCAGGGCUGUUGGAACAUUAUAUUUAUUUUAAGUUAUUUAUUUUCAUUUGUGAUUUUAACAAUAAAAAAGGAUUAAAACGCCUCAAAAUAAUGGAGAUCGCAUUGCCAAAAACGUACCAGAGUCAACAGGACAUGGAUUUGAUCGACAUCCUGUGGAGGCAGGACAUAGAUCUUGGCGCAGGGCGUGAAGUUUUCGAUUACAGCCACAGACAGAAGGAGUACGAGCUUGAGAAGCAGAAGAAACUUGAGAAAGAGAAGCAGGAGCAGCUCCAGAAAGAGGAAGAAAAGGCCCUGCUUGCUCAGCUGCAGCUGGAUGAAGAGACAGGGGAGUUUGUUCCCCGGCUAGCACAACACAUUAAACCUGAAGCUUCUCCAGUGCCCAGAGAGCCCUCACAGCAUGUUGUUAUCUCAGAAGAAGACGGAGAGGCUCUGUCGUUUGAUGAAUGCAUGCAGCUCCUGGCAGAGUCGUUCCCGCUGGUAGAAGAUAUUGCGGUUUCCCCAGCUGCACUUGAGCCUUCAGUUCCAGACCCAACUGGAAGCAGCCCGGUCCUAAUGGCUCCCCAUCAGCCUCAGCAAGCUCAGGCUUCUCUCCUCACGUCUCCACUGCCGGAUCACAAAUCUGCACAGGACAUUGAGCAAGCCUGGCAGGAGCUGCUUUCCAUCCCUGAGCUGCAGCAAUGCCUAAACAUGCCAGAUUUGACAGAGUUGAGCAGCUAUACAAUCCCAAACAAGCCUCCAGAGAUUCAGAAUGUAAAUUACAACUUUUACAUGUCUAAUCCAGCAGAAGCCAUGGCAAACGCAUCCGAUCCAGGCUGCCCUGGAGGAUUUCUCAACUCAUUUGAAAGCACCUAUACUAAUGUGAUUCCACCUGAGAACUUAAAUCAGAUGACUAUAAACACCUCUGAUCUGAAUGCACCCUUCGGCUCCGGCAGCAUUUGUGAAAUGUUUUAUCCUGCCCUCAUAAACACAAACAUUAACAACAUUCCACCAACAAAUAAUGUGAACACACCGCUAGCUGACCUGCUGAGCGAGCCACCUCCAAAACCAAUGGAUAUCUCUGACUUUACAGUGACUGAAGGUUUCGAGAGUAACCCGCCUCCGAAUAUACCAGAAUUACCAGAUUCUGACUCAGGCCUGUCAAUGGAUGCAAGUCCUGUUGCAUCCUCACCAGAAAGCUCAAUGAAGUCUUCCAUUUAUGGAGAUGCAGCUUUUGGAAACAGUGACUCCGACAUGGAAGACAUGGACAGCAGUCCUGGAAGCGUCCAGCCUGAGUUUGCAGAGAUGUUUCCAUUGUCCUACCAUGGGGAUGGUUAUCGGGCAUCACCUUCUACUGCACAGUCAAACCAAACUUUCAGUCUGGAGCCAAAAACACCAAAGAAGGAACUGCCGACAAGCCCCGGCCACAUCAAACCGCCCUUCACCAAAGACAAGAGCAGAAGCCGCUUGGAGUCUCGUCUCUCGAGAGAUGAGCAGCGUGCGAAGGCGCUUCGGAUCCCUUUCCCCAUAGACAACAUUAUAAACCUUCCUGUGGAUGACUUCAAUGAAAUCAUGUCCAAGCACCAGCUCAAUGAAGCCCAGCUGGCUCUGAUUCGGGAUAUACGCAAACGAGGCAAAAACAAGAUUGCGGCUCAGAACUGUCGCAAGCGGAAAAUGGAGAACAUUGUGGGUUUGGAGUACGACCUCGACAGUUUGAAAGACGAGAAGGAGAAACAGUUGAAAGAGAAGGAGGAGAAUGACAGAAGCCUGCUUCAGCUAAAGCAGCAGCUCAACGACCUGUAUCUUGAAGUCUUCAGCAUGCUGCAUGAUGAGGACGGGAAGCCCUAUUCCCCCAGUGAAUAUUCACUUCAACAGACCUCUGACGGCAGCAUAUUUCUCAUUCCAAAGAGCAAAAAGACACAACUCAAGAAUAAACUGAAAUAAUAUUUUUUGCUUACAUGGACAUUUUUUGUACUGCAUUACUGUACUCUCUCUCUCCUCGUUUUGCUUAAAGUAAACAAAUCCUAUGCAAAUUAUCCUUUAGCCAUUGCACUUAUAAAAGAAAAGUAUGUCUCAGCUGCAUUAACAUAUAGUGUAUGCAUACUGUAUAUAACUAUGCUGAUUUUUCAUGUCUCUACGUUACUUAUUUUGUACUGCUAAAGCUAUCUUUUUUCAAAAGUAUUUUCCUUAUGGUUUGUAAAUAAUUUUUAUUCUCUCUUAUUUGCUAUUGAAAUUUCAUAGAUUUUUAAGUAUCACAUUUUAGUAUGCCAACGAUCCUGUGUUGCAAAUCAUUGUGUGAUUUUAAAAAUAUAUUUUAUAAAUGAUUUAAGUAUU
This is a messenger RNA of Acipenser ruthenus (sterlet), 2425 nucleotides long. Its product is annotated as nuclear factor erythroid 2-related factor 2-like. The transcript has 5 exons. NCBI's taxonomy places the organism in Eukaryota, Metazoa, Chordata, Actinopteri, Acipenseriformes, Acipenseridae. Gene Ontology annotation, molecular function: RNA polymerase II cis-regulatory region sequence-specific DNA binding; DNA-binding transcription factor activity, RNA polymerase II-specific. The record is from RefSeq and is a predicted model, not a curated record. Gene Ontology annotation, biological process: cellular response to oxidative stress; regulation of transcription by RNA polymerase II. Gene Ontology annotation, cellular component: nucleus. The coding region runs from base 206 to 2035 and encodes 609 amino acids.